UUCAACUCUUCAUUUCUUCUUUCUUUCUUAUCUUUGCUUUCUUUCUUGUUUUGCUUUGAUCUUUUUCCAUUCCAACAAUGGAGGCCAAGCUUCUACGAGCUUCCUCCUCCUCUUCGGUCAUUCCCCCUCUUAAUGCCCCCAAGCGCUCCCAACCCACUUGCCUUUUUUCUUUCAAAACCAGAAAAAAUCCUGCUUUAACGGCUUCUUGUUCCAGUUUGCAGGAGAAACGGGUUCCUCCUCUCAAGGCUUUCUCCACUUUAAUUGGGUCAUCACGAAGAAAGAAAAGGGUUGAUGAGAGUGAGAACUUGACCCUGGAUGGCAUAAGACGUUUUUUAAUUCGACAAGAGGAUAGCAUAAUAUUUAGUCUUUUAGAGAGAGCUCAAUAUUGUUAUAAUGCAGACACAUAUGAUCCUAAUUUUUUCAACAUGGAUGGUUUCCAAGGCUCUUUGGUGGAGUAUAUUCUCAAAGAAACUGAAAAGCUUCAUGCCAAGCUGGGCAGAUACCAGAGCCCUGAUGAGCAUCCUUUCUUUCCAGAUGAACUGCCUGCCCCAGUGUUGCCACCUUUGCAAUACCCCAAGGUACUACAUCCCGUAGCAGAUUUAAUCAAUAUAAAUGAUAAAGUGUGGGGCAUGUACUUUAGAGAUAUCAUCCCUAGGUUAGCGGAGGAAGGAGAUGAUGGCAAUUGUGGAUCAACUGCUGUUUGUGAUACAAUAUGCUUGCAGGCGUUGUCAAAGAGAAUUCAUUAUGGUAAAUUUGUCGCGGAGGCAAAAUUUUCAGCAGAUCCAGAAACUUACGAGGCUGCCAUAAGAGCACAGGACCGAGAUAAACUGAUGAGUAUGCUGACAUACCCACAAGUUGAAGAAGCAAUCAAAAGGAGAGUGGAAAUGAAAGCCAGAGCGUAUGCACAAGAAGUCACUGGGGAUGUUGAAGUAGAUGAUGGAGUAGAGCUGGUGUUUAAAAUUACACCAAGCUUGGUUGCAGAUCUCUACGGUGAUUGGAUCAUGCCCCUAACAAAGGAAGUCCAAGUAGAGUACUUACUAAGAAGGUUGGACUAAAAUGCUAUGGAGUCUUCAGUAGUUUUCCAUUAUAAGAUACAAACCCUUUUGGGGAUAAUGGUUUUGCUGAUUCCUGCAUUUUGUAAAUUGAAGAUGCAUGAAACAGGAACCUGAGAUGCACUUCAUAGUGUAAAAAUAAUAUAUUGUUUACACAGGGAUAAUUCUUCCCAUGUAGAUGUUGAUUUUAUGAAAUAAGUGCAUUACAUUUUUCGUGUGC
Molecule: messenger RNA, 1272 nt
Organism: Pistacia vera
Lineage: Eukaryota; Viridiplantae; Streptophyta; Magnoliopsida; Sapindales; Anacardiaceae
Product: chorismate mutase 1, chloroplastic
Exons: 6
Coding region: 78-1055 (325 amino acids)
Biological process (GO): aromatic amino acid biosynthetic process; chorismate metabolic process
Cellular component (GO): cytoplasm
Molecular function (GO): chorismate mutase activity
Source: RefSeq, a predicted model, not a curated record